Messenger RNA from Priapulus caudatus, 2165 nucleotides. RefSeq names its product McKusick-Kaufman/Bardet-Biedl syndromes putative chaperonin-like. Gene Ontology annotation, molecular function: ATP binding. Lineage: Eukaryota; Metazoa; Priapulida; Priapulimorpha; Priapulimorphida; Priapulidae. Gene Ontology annotation, biological process: developmental process; cilium assembly; intracellular transport. The transcript is spliced from 8 exons. The record is from RefSeq and is a predicted model, not a curated record. Gene Ontology annotation, cellular component: nucleus; kinociliary basal body; cytoplasm. Bases 388 to 2124 code for a protein of 578 amino acids.
ACAUGUCAACCUCCAUCAAGGAGACAACAUUGCCGACUUCUCAUGUCAAUUUAGUAUGUGGGUUGCAAUAUAAAGUAAAUACAUAUAUGCGCUUUACAUAGCAAUUUACAGAAGUUUCCAACAAGUUGUUGAGUUAGGACAGAAACAUGGCUGGCUUCCGGCAAAUUUGGUCAAAAUACAGGUUCUGGUUUGUGAUGGUUCCUGGUCUUGGCUUGUUGCACUGGGGUUGGAACGAACUACAGGACGUAGAAAUGUUUGUACCUAAAGAGCGCAAGCGCCCUCUACCGGUCAUUGAUAUAUAUAAUGAAGUAAAGAAACACAAGGAACAUGAGAGUAACCCUGACGUGACCUCUGCAGAACAGUAGACUCUAAGAAUAAAGAACUGCAAUGGAAUUAGAUGAAUCAAAGCCGGACAUAAAAUGGCAAGCGUUGAGUAGCACUGACAUACGUGAAGAAUUACUAUCUCUGAAUACCCUUGUGAAGUCAUGUUACGGCCCUCACGGAAAGCUGAAAGUGAUUCAGGUCAAGGCGGGCUGUCACAUGACCGUCACAACGUCGUCACGGCGACUAAUCGCCAACCUGCCUCGACCUCAUCCAAUAGUUCAGCUGCUGUUUGCAGCCGUUCAGGCACACCUGCAGUUGUACAGCGACUUUGGGCUGUUUGCAUGCCUACUCACCUCACAGCUAGUGCUGGACAUGACAAACACUGGUCUGAAUCAGAUGUUAUGCAGCGCGUUCGUGCGCAAAGCUUGCCAGCUCUGUUUGGAUCACCUGGAGAAAGCAGCGGCGUGCAGCUGCCGACUGGCACUGGACUUUAGUCACCUGCGAGAGGUGUUAGCUGUAGUGGAGACAUUAAUCGAGAGCAAGCCGGCUUGCAUCUUAGACGGAAAGGAGAGAAAGGAGCUCGCACUGUUGAUGGUGCGAGUGUUUUUGCGCAGCCUACCUGAGGGGGGAUCGACGGCAGCCACUGACGGCUGCGUCAUCUUCUGCUGCGUAGAUGGCAAGUCUGCCAGCGACACGCACUCGCUGGAUGGCCUGCUAGUCGAAGCUCCGGAGAUAUGCCACGACGUGCCAUCCACCUGGCAGUGGAAGUUGACGCCGGAAGGUCGAAUCAAGGUUGCAGUGUUCAGCACUUCGCUUGCGGGAGAUAGCGAUCAGUUUUAUAGCGUAGAGUACAAGCUUGGCCGCAAUCUCUCCAAGGAGCAAGUUGUUGUUGCUCACAUCAAGGAACUGAUGGAUCGUCUGAUUGACGAUGGAAUCGGACUGGUUUCAUGUCAAAAGGUCAUCCACAUCUCGGUAAAGGAAUAUCUAGAAGAAAGAGGCGUUUACGCAUUAGAAAGGUUGUCUAUACGCUACAUACAUGGUAUGGAGACACUAACAGGUGGCUCACUGAUCAGCUCUCUUCAUCCUGGUAAUCCCAACUGUUGCUAUGGUUACCUCAAUAAUAUUGAACACGUGGUUCAGAGGGACCGAAGCUAUCUGCACCUGACAGCUAAUGGAACGCGUGUGCAGACUUUAGUGAUAUGCAACUUGCAGGAGGAAGCAUUAGAAGAAUUAAAGGUUGUUUUGGAUACGGUGCACCACACACUGUACCAGUUGCUGCCUGACAGUAGUGCAGUUUUGGUGGGUGGUGGUUGUCUUGAAACACACCUUGCCACUCUCAUAAGGAAUCAGAUGAAUGGAAAAACUGGCGAAUACUCGAAAGAGCUUCGAUGCAGCCACGCCCAGAUUCUGACACUGUGUGCAGCGUUCACAAAAAGCCUGGAAGCAGUUGCUAGGGUAACAGUAGAAAGCCAUGAACACCAGACGGACUCAGUACACGGGCACCACUGGACGGCAGGACAGGCAGACAACACUACCACUGCCACUGAUGCUGACCAUCGUUGUGCAUGUAAACUGAUGAGUCACUCUGACGUGACAGACGUAGGAGGUGAUUUCACCGACUUGGGAUACUCUGGCGACAUCUACUCUAAAACAAGUGCGCAUGGUUUCGGUAAUGAGGAAACGAGAAAGGAGGUGGAGAAAGAUAUGCACGUUGAUUUGCAAACAGCAAAGAGCAGUGCCUUUAGGUUAGCCGCGGAUACCGCCAGCAUGAUUCUAUCCAUUGGAAAUAUUAUCACAUAAUAAACUAAACACGACAAUCUUGUUUUGUCAAUUGCAAUUUA